Molecule: messenger RNA, 1104 nt
Organism: Centruroides sculpturatus (bark scorpion)
Lineage: Eukaryota; Metazoa; Arthropoda; Arachnida; Scorpiones; Buthidae
Product: RNA-binding protein 42-like
Exons: 1
Coding region: 441-791 (116 amino acids)
Molecular function (GO): mRNA binding
Source: RefSeq, a predicted model, not a curated record
GUCAUAAAAAUUUGUCUUUCCACUUUUUUCACGAGACUGCAAAUAUUCGAGCACAAAGUAACCGGUUUCAACUUAUUUCUACUUAAGAAGUAGUUAAAUAAUUAAAAGAUUAGGGAAUUAGGGACCAAAUAAAACAUGGUGUAUUUACACCGAUUCCGUUCUGUCACGUGAUUCAGUGACGUCACAACCGACUGAAAAUUAGAAUAAUGCUUGUCUGGCUUCUUGACGUUACCAAGUAGCGACAUCUCGUGGUAAAAAAUAGAACUACGGGUACGGAAUCGUUUUGUAAUUAGCCGCCAGUAAUAUUUCUACUUCUCAAAAAAUGGACGGUCACUAUGCAGGAAAACGUUCUGAUUAUCAUUCAACUCCGUUAUAUUUUGGAGGAACAGAAGAAAUGAUUUUUUUCAAAGAAAAAAGAGAAGAAAAGAAAAGUAGUAAGAAUGGCAGGUGGCCAGGUAUGGGAAGAUAAUUCACUUCGUGAAUGGGAAGGUGGUGAUUUCAGAAUAUUUUGUGGAGACUUGGGAAACGAUGUCACAGAUGAAGUAUUGACAGGAGCUUUUAGCAAGUUUGGAUCAUUUAUAAAAGCAAAAGUGAUUAGAGAUAAGCGAACAAACAAGACAAAAGGAUUUGGUUUUGUUAGUUUUAAACAGCCUCAAGAUUUUAUUAAAGCAAUGAGAGAAAUGAAUGGGAAGUAUGUAGGCAGUCGACCAAUUAAAUUGAGGAAGAGUACCUGGAAAGACAGAAAUAUCGAAGUGGUGAGGAAGAAACGACGCGAAAAGGAACGACUGUGACUUCUUUGAUUUUCUUUAUUAUUGUGGCAGGAGUUUUGUCACAUGGUCUAUUUGUAUGAACAUUUCAAAUACAAUUUAAUAAGUAAGAAUUCAGAAAAAAGUAUUCUUUGAGUUGACUGUUAUAUGAGAAGUUUAAAAAUAAAAGAUUUUAUUUUUUUUUGAUCCCGUUUAGUAUAUCUAAAAUUGUUUGUUACAGAAAUCACCAUGUAACAUGUUCAAAAUAAAUUAAAGCAAAAUUGCUAAUUAUUUUCUGUUUAAUUUUGCUUUAUUUUAAAUGAUUUUUUUUUUGUGAACAUUGAAAUUUGUUUAUAUA